UUCUAAGAUUUUAGGUGUAUCAUUACUCUCCACACUAAAUAACUUUAAUGUAAACAAAUCUUUGUUCCAAUAAAUAUAUCCACACCCCACACCAAUGGGAGCCAUCACAAAUCAAAGCACACAAUUCAAUUCAUGGCUUUUGCCAUGAACCCCUGGCUACCAAAAUCUACGCCUAUCUGCAUUCUUCUUCUUCUACUACUGUUUGCGCCAAAUGGGGAUGCUGCUGCUACUGGAUAUUGCUACAAAUCCAUCAUUAACUUCGGCGAUUCCCUGUCCGAUACCGGAAACUUCAUUCGCAUGUGGAAUCCCAAUCAUCUUGCCGCCAUUCCUCCCUACGGAGAAACGUUCUUUCACCGCCCCACCGGCCGCUUCUCCGACGGCCGAUUAAUCAUUGACUUUAUCGCUCAGAGCUUGGGGCUUCCGUUUUUGCGGCCAUAUUUAUCGGCAGAAGAAGAAAGUGAUUUCGAGAAAGGGGUGAACUUCGCCGUCGCCGGAGCUACUGCGCUUGAUAUCUCCUUCUUUCAAGAAAGAGGAAUUGUUAAUGAUUUGACCAACACCUCUUUGGGAACACAAUUGGAUUGGUUCCAUGAAUCUUUCUGCAACAGCAUUCAUUCUGCAGAUUGCAAAGAAAAAUUGCAAAGCUCUCUUGUAAUAAUGGGAGAGAUUGGGGGCAAUGACUACAAUUAUGCAUUCCUUCAAGGCUUCCCCAGAGAAGAGAUCUCAUCUUUUGUUCCCAAAGUUAUUUCCACCAUUAGUUCAGCUAUUACGGAACUAAUCGAAUUUGGAGCUCGAAGAAUGAUUGUUCCGGGAAAUUUUCCUAUUGGAUGUAUACCAGCUUACUUGUCACGCUUUAUGAGUUCCAAUCAGAGCGAUUACGACUCUACAACAGGUUGCAUCAAUUGGUUAAACGAGUUCUCGAUGUACCAUAAUGAGCAACUUAAACGAGAGUUGAGUCGCCUCCGAGAACUUCAUCCAAACACCACCAUAAUUUAUGCAGACUACUACAAUGCAGCCAUGGAGUUAUAUUCUUCUCCAACCAAAUAUGGAUUUAAGAAUACAUUAUCAGCAUGUUGUGGAGGAGGGGGCCCAUACAAUUAUGACGCAUACGCUGAGUGUGGGUUAGAAUCAAGGGUGUGUGAUGAGCCAUCAUCAUUUGUAAGCUGGGAUGGCAUUCAUUUCACAGAAGCUGCAUAUGAAGUGAUAGCUCAGGGGCUAAUUCAUGGCCCAUAUACUUCACCUCAAGUUAAUGGAUUGUGCGUUCUUGAAGGCUCAAGAGGUCAAACAUUAUCAGACGAUUGAAGAAUGAAGAUGUGAUGUUGGGGGCUGAAUUUAUCUCAUCACAUUUGAAUAUAUAUGAUUGCGAAUUUGAUAAUUUAUUAAUGAUAAGAUCUUAACUUUUGAUUUCUUAAGAUGGAAGGUGUAACGUGAAUGUGCCAUUGUGCCCAUACUUUUUACAUGGGAAGAUAUUCUUAUCUGAA
Molecule: messenger RNA, 1478 nt
Organism: Ipomoea nil (Japanese morning glory)
Lineage: Eukaryota; Viridiplantae; Streptophyta; Magnoliopsida; Solanales; Convolvulaceae
Product: GDSL esterase/lipase At1g28580-like
Exons: 5
Coding region: 133-1299 (388 amino acids)
Molecular function (GO): hydrolase activity, acting on ester bonds
Source: RefSeq, a predicted model, not a curated record